AUGGCCGAAUUUUCCACCAGGUGGUCCAUGGACCCCAUCAGAAAUUCUGAAGCCAUCAGACUCGAGUCAAUAUCUCUGGGAAUUGAGGGUUAGUUAGCUCCAACUAGGAAUAGAAAGAAUCUAACUAUGUUACAGGAAGCCUAGUGGAAGCGGGCAGUUUUACUGGAUUUCUAAAAAGGUCCCCUCCAGACAACGAAGUGUUUGGUCUCACAGCCGCACACUGUGUACCUCCCGCACUUGUCGGGAUGCCCAUCUGUUCACCAUCCACUCUCGAAGUUACUGCCAGACUCAAGUUUCUCUUGCCAUACACAUCUCUGUCUAAGCCAGAAGAUUGUGUUGCUGUCACUGUCGGCCUGGAGGCCGAGGCAAAGUCACUGGUUCGAACAUUCCGAUUCCUGCCAUGUUUGUCUGGUGUUACCUUCAGCGAUCCUUUUGACCAGUUUCAAGAAAAGACUGGAGUUCUUUAUGGUGGGCGCCUUGGUACAAUCGUUGCUCGUGAACUUUCUAGCCAGAACAAACUCCUUUUUAAUUAUGCCCGAGGGCUCUGGAGACUUGGCUUGCCCACUUUCUAUACAAAAAGAUCUUGGCAUACAACUGUAGACUGGUGUAUAUUUUCCUGUGCUCAGAAUAGGUAUGUGUACUCAGUUUACCCUCCAUCUCUGACUCAAUAUAUUCAAAUCCACUAAUUGUCAAAUAACUAUACAGAUAUGGUAGAAAUAUUUAUUCUGAAUACCCGAUUACCGAAACCGGCUAUUUGUAUCCACAUGCAAGGGUAGAAAAAAUUGGACGUAGUAGUGGCUUCCAUGGUGGUUAUGUGAAUCGGAUUUUGUUACAGCAUUGGGGCAAGGGAGGGCUGACUCAUGAGAUUGCUAUCCUGGGCGAUGAUGAUAUCCCCUUUGGGAUCAAUGGGGAUUCUGGUGGUUGUGUGCUUGUCGAUAUGCGUGGGAUAUUUAAAGCAGCAGGCAUUCUCAUUGCAAAAAAUCGCUGCAAUGAUCUUGCCCUUGCAACACCACUUCACCUAGUUCUAGAUUCUGCAAGAAGCUAUCAAUGGGCAUAGGUAG
Tuber aestivum (summer truffle) is the source of this 1061-nucleotide messenger RNA. Lineage: Eukaryota; Fungi; Ascomycota; Pezizomycetes; Pezizales; Tuberaceae. The record is from the annotation of a GenBank genome assembly.